Ctenocephalides felis (cat flea) is the source of this 822-nucleotide messenger RNA. Its product is annotated as zinc finger protein 525-like. The record is from RefSeq and is a predicted model, not a curated record. The transcript has a single exon. Bases 1 to 822 code for a protein of 273 amino acids. NCBI's taxonomy places the organism in Eukaryota, Metazoa, Arthropoda, Insecta, Siphonaptera, Pulicidae. Gene Ontology annotation, cellular component: nucleus.
AUGUCUGAAGAAGCAACAAUUAAAAUUGAACCAACCGAAUAUCCACAAAUGAAGCAAGAAUUCGAUUACUGUCCAAAGGUAAAACAAGAAUUUGUAGAUUAUUUUCAAAUGAAACUAGAAUUUGAUGAUUGUGUUCAUGUGAAACAAGAAAUUGAUGAUUGUGAUAAUAUUUGCCCGGAAGAUGAAAGAUUUGUGAAAUCUGAGAUAACAAUCGAGGAAGAAAUAAAACAAGAAAGGAUUGAGGAGCAAGAUGCUAUAUCAAUUGCAAACACUUAUAUAUGCAAUGAAGAAAACAGUAAGUCAAAUAAUUUAGAUAAUAAUACAAUUAAAUGCAGCAACACAUUUGAAAGAGUUUUAAGUAAAAGUAAACAUAAAAAAAUGCAGAACUUAAAAACUCACAAAUGUGAAAUAUGCAAGAAAUCAUUCACCACAAAGCCAAUUUUAAAGCAGCAUUUAAAGAUUCACACUGGAGAACGCCGUCACAAAUGUGAAAUAUGCAAUAAAAAAUUUACAGAUUUCAGUACUUUAAAAAGGCAUUCAGUAGUGCACAAUGAUUAUCGACCUUACGAAUGUAAAACAUGUAAUAAAACAUUCAAAGAGAAACAAACAUUAAACAGACAUGAAAGGACGCAUACUGGAGAACGUGAUCAUGUAUGCAAAAUAUGUAAUAAGAAGUUUGUUCGAGCAUAUCAUGUGAAAGUGCAUUUAACUACACACACCGGAGAACGCGCUCAUAAGUGUGAAAUAUGCAAUGAAGCGUUCACUACAAAACGAUCUUUAGUGCGACAUAAAAUGAUUCAUUCUCGAAAUUCAUUUGAAUAG